Messenger RNA from Fundulus heteroclitus (mummichog), 5860 nucleotides. RefSeq names its product nuclear factor I/A. Gene Ontology annotation, molecular function: RNA polymerase II cis-regulatory region sequence-specific DNA binding; DNA-binding transcription factor activity, RNA polymerase II-specific. Bases 73 to 1515 code for a protein of 480 amino acids. Gene Ontology annotation, cellular component: nucleus. Lineage: Eukaryota; Metazoa; Chordata; Actinopteri; Cyprinodontiformes; Fundulidae. Gene Ontology annotation, biological process: regulation of transcription by RNA polymerase II. The record is from RefSeq and is a predicted model, not a curated record. The transcript is spliced from 11 exons.
UGGAGUUACAGUAAACCCCCCCCCCCCCUCCACCCCCCACAGCCGCCGGGUCUCUGCGCGCCGCGGACAGAUAUGUAUUCUCCGCUAUGCCUGACCCAGGAUGAAUUCCAUCCUUUCAUCGAAGCGCUGCUGCCCCACGUCCGGGCCUUCGCCUACACCUGGUUCAACCUGCAGGCCCGCAAGAGGAAGUACUUCAAGAAGCACGAGAAGCGCAUGUCCAAGGAGGAGGAGCGCGCCGUGAAGGACGAGCUGCUCAGCGAGAAGCCGGAGGUCAAGCAGAAGUGGGCGUCCCGCCUGCUGGCCAAGCUGCGUAAGGACAUCCGGCCCGAGUUCAGGGAGGACUUUGUUCUGACCGUGACGGGGAAGAAGGCGCCGUGCUGCGUUCUCUCCAACCCCGACCAGAAGGGCAAGAUGAGGCGGAUCGACUGCCUGCGGCAGGCCGACAAGGUGUGGCGGCUGGACCUGGUCAUGGUGAUUUUAUUCAAAGGGAUUCCCCUGGAGAGCACGGACGGCGAGCGGCUGGUCAAGUCGCCGCAGUGCUCCAACCCCAGUCUGUGCGUGCAGCCGCACCACAUCGGCGUGUCCGUCAAGGAGCUCGACCUCUACCUGGCCUACUUCGUGCACGCAGAAACCAGCCAAUCAGAAAGCCCCAAUCAGGCCAGCGAAUCAGACAUCAAGGAGCAGCCAGAGAACGGUCACCUGGGAUUCCAGGACAGCUUCGUCACACCUGGAGUUUUCACCGUGGCCGAGCUCGUUCGGGUCUCUCAGACUCCCAUUGCAGCCGGAACCGGCCCAAACUUUUCCCUGGCGGACCUGGACAGCUCAUCUUACUACAGCAUGAGUCCAGGAGCCAUGAGGAGACCGCUACCCAGCACCUCAUCCUCCAGCUCGGCUAAGAGGAUAAAGUGCAUGGAGGAGGACGUGGACAGUCCGGGCGAGGAGUCCUACUACCCGGGCCAGGGCCGCUCUCCGGGCAGCGGCAGCCAGGCCAGCAGCUGGCACGACGUGGAGCCAGCUGGAUAUAAGCUGCGUGGCUCUCUAGCUAGCUCAUUCAUCUCUCGACAAGCGAGCCCCCACGCCCCCCCCUCCAGCCUCCACUUCUCCUCCUCCCCCAUCCUGCAGCAGCCCGGCUCCUACUUCUCCCACCCGGCCAUCCGGUACCACCCGCAGGAGACGCUCAAAGAGUUCGUCCAGCUGGUGUGCCCUGACUCCGCCCAGCAGGCCGGACAGGUGGGCCUCCUCAACCCCAACAGCAGCUCCCAGGGGAAAGUCCACAACCCCUUCCUGCCGACGCCCAUGCUGCCUCCCCCGCCACCUCCCCCGAUGGCCCGGCCCGUCCCGCUGCCCGUCGACGCCAAGCCGCCCUCCACCUCCUCCACGGAGGGGGGAGGCAACUCCCCCUCCUCCCCCACGUACUCCACCCCCUCCACAUCUCCGGCCCAACGGUUCGUCAGCGUCGGGCCCCGGGACCCCGGCUUCAACCUCCCUCAGCAACCUCAGUGGUACCUGGGAUAAGGACUCCUGAGUUGCCCCCACCCUCCUCUACAGUAAACUACUGCAGUCUCCUCCUCCACCUCGGACACCAGCUGUGACAGAAAGCCCAUCUCACCUGUCCCUGGUCAACCCUUUGCAAGUCCUGCAGAUCCUGGCUCCACCGUCAAACGACUCGGCAUCAGCAUGGCUAAAGCGGAUCAAACGCACCCUCUCUGAGAAUUAUUUGUCCCAGAAUUCCUUGCAGGCGCUUGGUUCAUGUAUCUGUAGUGCUGGAUCUGAGCCUCGAUCAUUUUUCCCUGAAUCCCAGAUCUAAGGGGGAAGGAGGAACGGCCCGCCGGGUUCUGGGAAAGUGAUCAGACUGAAUCACAGAAAUCCCUCUUUGGAGGAACUACCUAUCAAAUCACUUUUUGCUGUGUGAACUUUCAUUGUUUUGAAGCUCCCCAUGUAGCCCCCCCCACCCCCACCCCCCCACCACCACCACCUAGUGGAUACCUGCAGCCUGGGACUGGUGGGAAGGUGUUGAAGGAGGGGCUGGGGUGUCCCUGGCUCAGAGGCACCAGCUGAAGCAUCCCUCCUGAGGGGGACGCCGCCUCUCCAGCUCUCUCUGAGGACAUGGACCACUUUGACGGGACGAGCUCAGAGAUGCUGCGGCAUGAACUAAACACGGGGUCUCAGGCGGGUGGGUGAUGAAGGCCCAUAGCCAGCUGGGUUUGUUGCUAUGUUUCACCAAGCGCUUGUUUCUCUGGAGGCUUCGGCUUCAUGGCUCAUUGGUUUUGCUCUUUUAGCCACCAUUUCCUCUUCCUCCUCCAUCCAUCCACCUGUCUGGGUGACGGUGCUGCGUACGCAGGGUGGGCCAAACCUUCAGGGUCUGAGGUCAAGCAGGCAGUGAGGAGAGAGCCAUGUCUCUCAAACCUAACAGUGAAAUCAAGAGGAAAAGUGCAAUUUUGUUGACUAGCUGUGGGAUUAUUAAAUAUCGUAUAUCUAAAUGUAUAUUUUUCUUCUAGUCCACUCACACCUCUGGGACUCUAAAAUACUGGGGUAGCAAAGCAAACAGCCCGCAGCCUUGGGUUAACCCGAAAUCCUGACCCGUUGACAAAUAAGGGAGCCACGUUCACUUUGAUCGUUGUUUUGUUCUUUGUUCCUCUGUUAGUUUGAUAUGAGAACCCCUUAAAGAGAUAACUGUUUUUUAAGCAUCUCGUGCAGCUAAGGACUGAUUUUUACUCAGUUAUUAAAAAAAAACGCCAAGCGAUUAAUUUAUUUUACUGAGCACUUCAUUCUGCUUCAGGAAAAACAAACGUCUCAUGAAGCGAAAUCAGAAGAAUUUAGACUUGAAACAAAUCAAUUAGGCAAGAUAAUCUGCCCGGUAACGGCUCACGAUUUGAUUGGCGGGGUCUUCCAGGGGCCCCGUCCAAUCACAAGCACUUGGUCCUGCAGCCAGCCAAUAGGCUGUGAGUGUGUAAUCGGAGGGUGUGGCUUGUUAAUGAAAGACCUUAACUCAGCUCUUCUUCAGUUCGUUUUUUCUUUCUUAUUCUAUAAAUAUCUAUAAACACACAAACAGACACAUUAAAAAAACACGAGUUUAAAUGAAAAAGUGUUUAAAAAGAGUAAAAAAAAAAUCUGCAUGUGUUCGUGUUAGUAACAGUCUUUUCCAUAGAUGAUGUAGUUAGAAACAGACAAUAUAUUGUAAACAUUCACAACAUCAGGUGCUUCCCAGCAGCCGUCGCUUAGUUUGGUCCCGUCCAGUCCAGUCUGGUCCGGUUUAAUCCGGUUCCACCCAUUCUGGUCUUAUCCAGUCUGGUCCCGUCCAUUCCGGUCUCAUCUGGUCCGGUCUCAUCCGGUCCAUUCCGGUCUCAUCCGGUCCAUUCAGGUCUCAUCCGGUCCAUUCAGGUCUCCUCUGGUCCGGUCUUAUCCGGUCCAUUCCGGUCUUAUCUAGUCCGGUCCCGUCCAUUCCGGUCUCAUCUGGUCCGGUCUCAUCCGGUCCAUUCCGGUCUCAUCCGGUCCAUUCCGGUCUUAUCCGGUCCAUUCCGGUCUUAUCCGGUCCAUUCCGGUCUUAUCCAGUCCGGUCCCGUCCAUUCCGGUCUCAUCUGGUCCGGUCUCAUCCGGUCCAUUCGGGUCUCAUCCGGUCCAUUCCGGUCUCCUCUGGUCCGGUCUUAUCCGGUCCAUUCCGGUCUUAUCCAGUCCGGUCCCGUCCAUUCCGGUCUCAUCUGGUCCGGUCUCAUCCGGUCCAUUCCGGUCUUAUCCGGUCCAUUCCGGUCUCAUGCGGUCCAUUCUGGUCUCAUCUGGUCCAUUCCGGUCCGGUCUCAUCCAGUUGAUGUGGCCUGUGCCUCAGUUGAAAGCAGACUUGAUGAGAUCUGAAUUGGAGGGAUUUUUUUUUACCUUUCUUCUUCUUGUGUGAAUUUUCCUCCUGAUCCGAGAUGUUGAGGCGGGCCAGAGGAACCCUGUGGAGACGGAGUUUGAAGGGUCAGCAGAGGUUCUGGUCCAGUUGGCAAGGUUCAGUCAAAUGAGCAGCGAAGGUGAGGAAGAUACAGAGGAACGUAGUUAUGGUGACGGCUUUAGAUCAUUGGUGCUGCCAGUGGGUGGCGCUGCAGGCGAAUUCUCUUUAUUUAGGAGCAAGUUGUCUAAGUUGAGUGAAAGCAGCUCCUGUCUGAGGAUCAGAAGUUAACAUCUUUCAGUCUUUGUGUCGUCUGCUCUGUUUCUGUUGGAAACGUUCAUCCAAAGCGGUCCAGGUCCAAACCAGAGCCGGUUCCUCCUGGAGAUGUUUGAACCUCUGAUCCAGACGCCGUGUGGAGGAUUACGGAGCAGCGAGAAGUCCUUCCCAUCACCCCUGCUUCAGCCUCGGUCCAAAAUUAUUCAUACCCGUGAUACGUUUGAAUUUAUUUCUCUCCUGUAGGUAAUAUUUUAGAAACAUAACUACAUUAGAAUAAAAACUACUGAUCCUCAUCUCAGGUGUCGAUGGAAACAGCAUCAGAACAAUCAGAACUGAGAAUGAAGGUGUUCUGCUCAUCUGACUGACCUUUGACCCUCCUGGUGGAUUAGUUCACGCUCUUCCCGUUCUUCUUCUUUCCAGUGACUGACAUCUGCUGCUGGAAAACGUUCCAUGUUUUCCUGUUUCCUUCCCCCUGAUUGUUCUCAGUUCCCACAUCUGAGUGAUGACGGUGUAAAAUAUGCAAUGUCUGCUUGCACUCACAGAUGAAUUCUGUCCUUUUUAUGGUUACUUUUCCUCUUUCUAAUCCAAAGUCAGAGCAAACGGGCCUGCUGUGGUUCUGGCCCACUCAACCACCAGACUUCCUCGGGUUCUUGUUUUGUAUUAAGCCCGCCCCAAACAAGCCCUCCUCCUCCUCCUCCAUCCCGGCGAAGAUCGCUUAGCUCUCCAGUAGAAGAAGAAGAAGCUCAGUCCGGUUCCGUCCGGUUCCGUCGCGUACGCCGCGGUGAUGGUUGAGUUGUUCCACUUGGGUCGGUGCAGUUCUCCUGUAUUCCUGCCUUCCCUUUAGCCCAGAGUUUGGCAUUAAUUAUCUGCACUAAAUAUAUAUAAUUAAUAAAAAAACAGCUUCUAGGUCUUUAAACAAUCGAAGGGAAAAAAAUCUAAACGUUGCACGGACAUUUUAUAAAGUGUCAAAAAAAAUCAGCCUAGCAUUAAUCCGAUUUUUGGGCUGAGUGUACGAUACGAACUAAAUUUGCACCGUUUUUAAAGAAACAAAAGUGAGCGUGAAAGCAAUAGUUUGGGCAGCGUCUUCCGUUCCUGUUUGUCUGUUGAUUUAGUUUGUUCUGCAGCAAAGGAGGAUGGAGCGCCUCCUACUGGCCAGAGGGCAGUGCCGCAGGGCCUGACUGAGAGACAUCUCUCUGCUCUAUGGUUUUAUUGAUUAUACUGAUUUAAAGCUGCCCUAUUUUAUAAUGCAGGACUUUUGUAACAAUGACUAAAUGAGGAAACUCUCGUGUUGUGAAUUUUCUGACUGUUUGUAUGGAGGCCACGUUAUUAGAACGGGUUUGGUUUUCUUUCUGGAAACUGGAUUUAAGUUGAAAACUUUCCUGUUUCCUUCUCUAUCUUGUUUUCCUUUUUUAUGUAUUUAUGGACUUUUCCUCUGUUAAAUUAGCAUAUUCCUGCUCUUCUAAAGUCCAGGGUGCUGUGGUGAUCCGACCAUUGUAAAUGGGUGUUACAGUAUGCCGUAUGUUCAGUGUUGAUUAAGCUAAAUUUAGUCAUUCUGAGGAGAAAAAUGACUUUUUUAUGCAUUUGAAGGAGUUUAGUUUUUAGGCAGGAGACAAUGACAUAGCCAGCCAAACGAUGCCCCGACUAUAAAUGCAUCCAGGCAUCUUUUUUUGUGUUCACCAUUCCAUGCAGAAAAAUAAACAGCUUGAUUAUGCAACAUGA